Molecule: messenger RNA, 1023 nt
Organism: Coccomyxa subellipsoidea C-169
Lineage: Eukaryota; Viridiplantae; Chlorophyta; Trebouxiophyceae; Coccomyxaceae
Exons: 4
Coding region: 147-656 (169 amino acids)
Source: RefSeq, a predicted model, not a curated record
UGGCGGGCAUCGCCGGUGGGUUGGCAUACGAGCAAGGGAAUGUUGGUGCCCUCCCGCAGACCUGCAAGACCCGUUUGGAUCGGAUAUACGAGACGUACUACUCCAUCGAUGUGUUACCGGGCACCUUAAAUUGCACUAGCGUCCUGAUGGACAACCUGGACAACACGAGUGGGGUGGACUGCAGCACGCCUGAAGAAAUUAGAGCAUGCUUUUAUUAUGCCUACAAGCCAUGGACCAGCUUUGUGCGGGACUGCGAGCUGUUCUCCCUGGCACCCACCUGCACACCUGGGAGCCCCUGCAGCAAACCAGUCUCUGACAGCCCCUGGUGGCUGCGCUCGCUGAACCUGCUGUGGCGACCAGCCAGCUAUGAGUACGGCACCGGUGUUGUGCCCAACAAGGGCGACGGCUGGCAGUACUAUGCUGAUGAGGGCGAGGGCACAAGGAGGAGGUACAGGCGGCUAUUUGCUGAGGGGGAGGGUGGCGCGAGCGGUGCCAGCGCUGGCUGCUUCCCAGACUUUUACACUCCACAGGACUUUGAGGACUGGCUGCAGGGCAGCUUCCAAGACCCAGUGUACACCAACCAGGGAUCCAGCCCAGUUCCCAUCAUCAUCUGGAUUGUGCACAGCGCGGCAAUUCUCUCAAUGGCUGCGUUCUAGGAAUGGUGUCUUGACCGCUGCGGAUUGCGCGGUGACAUCAGACUUCUUAUACUCUAGGUGACAGGACAAGGACCCACAUUGAGGGAUUGCACUGAAGUAUUGCCCUGCUCAGGGUGCAGGUUGAAAAUGAUGGCAAAUUGCUUGAGGUCAUGCAACCUCUGCCUGGGUUGAAUUUUGUUAGCUUCCCCAAAGUUGGAGUGAGUGAGGGGUAGAGAUGCAGAGUAUGUACUGCAAGGAAGCAAACAAACUUGCCUGCCUUCAUUAAUUUAGAGCUAUGCACAUUUUGCUAUCACAUGAUGUUCCCUGCAGAGCGCUCCAAGAUGCAAUUGGUAGACAUUGUAAAAGAGUUGGUAAGAUCAUUUCUGAC